Molecule: messenger RNA, 4161 nt
Organism: Adelges cooleyi (spruce gall adelgid)
Lineage: Eukaryota; Metazoa; Arthropoda; Insecta; Hemiptera; Adelgidae
Product: ATPase family AAA domain-containing protein 2-like
Exons: 19
Coding region: 402-3974 (1190 amino acids)
Biological process (GO): positive regulation of transcription by RNA polymerase II
Cellular component (GO): nucleus
Molecular function (GO): chromatin binding; ATP binding; ATP hydrolysis activity
Source: RefSeq, a predicted model, not a curated record
UGGUUUAUUUUUCGUGGUUCGUUGUACCUUGUCUUUCUCUGUGCCCAAAGCCCUUUAGGCUUUAGUCCACAGACCAUAGUCCCACUUCACAACUAAGUAAUGACUCUAUGCGUUUUGACUGUGACUUUUUAUAAAAUCUAGUCUGCCUAGUUUUUAGAUAAUUGUUAUUGUGUGCGCGAUGCGGUCUAGCAGAUAGUACGUGUUGAUGUACUCUCCGAAUACGCUUUAUCAGUAUGCACAUUAAAUUUACGUUGCACGGCACGUUUAAAAUAUCGUUUAUACUUAAGUUACACUUGUAGUUAUUGUACCUAGUUUUAAUUUAAAUGCUAACAGGUCGUUGGGUAAUAUGAUGUUAUUAAAUAUAAUAUUACAAUUUAGUUAGUUAAAAGUCUAAUCAUACAAUGAGAAAUAGAAGCAGAGUUACAAGCCAGUCUGAUCAAUCAGAUGAUGAUAAAAUUUUUACUCCAGUUGUUCAUACUAGAUCUAAAUAUGCAUCUCUUCACCAUAAUUUAGAAAACAGCCACAGUCAUGAUGCUGAUGAAUCUCACAAUAUUGAAGGAACAAGAAGAAGUACAAGGAAAAGAAAAUUGAAGUAUGAAAAUUAUAGUGACACUUGGAUUGUUGGUUCCCAAGCACUCAAAGGAUAUCCUAACAUGAUGAACAAAGAAGAUGUUCCCAGAAGAAUGACUAGGAAUUUAAGACAUCAAGUUAAUCAGAUGAUUGAAGACGACGAAGAAGAAGAAGAUGAUGAUGAUGUAGAUGAUGUAGAUGUCGAUCAAAAAGAAGAUGAAGAAGAAACAAACGAAAAUUCUGAAACCUUACAUAGCAUUAAUAAUACAAAAGAAGAUAAAAUUAAUGAUUUAACAAAUAACACUGUCAGUGAUAACCGUCCAAGAACAAGAAGAGCUGUAGCUGAAGCAAGUGAUAAAUCGAAUGAUCAUACAAAUGAACAGUGUAAUGAUGAAAUGUACACGCGUAUAAAACGUACAAGUAGACAAGCUUCCCAAAAUCAAAAUAAACCUAACGACGCUGAGCAAAGCAGUAAUGAAUCAAUAAGUUCUGAAGAUAAUUUAAGUAAAAUUGAAGACUAUUUAACUUCAAUAAAUAAAAUAAAUGUACAAAAUAAACGAAGAACAAUAAGGUUGAGGCAAUGCAGUAUUAGGCCAUCUAAUCGGCAACGAUACUAUAGAUAUAGUUUACGUAAAGUUAAGCCAACUGUACAAAGAUUUCAAAUACAUUCAGAAAAAAAUACAAGAGCUGCGAAAACUCCAUCAAAAAUGGUAAAUGGUCCACGAAAACGUCGUGUUUCUUCGUCCUCUGAAUCGACAAACACAUCUGAGAUGUCCGACAAUGACUUAGAGACCUCGGUUAACCAAACACAAGUUAUCAAAAAACCCAAGGGCAAAGGGCAUAGUACAAGAGAUGACAAAAAUAACAAAAAAUCAUCUCUCGAAGAUAUUAAACCUAUUGUUGUCGAUAGUGGUAUCGGAUUUCACAAUAUUGGUGGUUUGCAAGAACACAUAGAUUGUCUACGUGAAAUGGUUGUUUUUCCAAUUAUUUAUAAAGACGUGUUUGAGUUAUUUGAGCAGCAACCAGCUAAGGGUGUAAUAUUUCACGGACCACCCGGAACUGGAAAAACGUUACUUGCAAGAGCUUUAGCUAAUGAAUGCAGUAAAGGUGGUCAAAAAGUAUCAUUCUUUGUACGGAAAAGUGCAGAUGUUUUAUGCAAAUGGGUUGGGGAAUCUGAAAGACAACUGAGACUUCUCUUUCAAAAAGCUAAAGAUAUGAAGCCUUCUAUUAUAUUUUUUGAUGAACUCGACGGAUUGGUCCCGGUUCGCUCUGGAAAACAAGAUCAAGUCCAUAAUAGUAUAGUAACAACUAUGCUGGCCAUGAUGGAUGGUUUAGAAACUCGAGGUGAUGUGAUUGUAAUUGGUGCUACAAAUCGUAUCGACUCGAUCGAUCCAGCUCUUCGGAGGCCCGGUCGAUUUGAUAAAGAAUUGUAUUUCCCCCUCCCUACAGACAAAGAUAGAUUAGAUAUACUACGUAUUAUAAUUAGUAAAUGGAAGUGUCCCCCGGAUGAUAAAAUCUUGAGACGGUUAGCUGAAGAAACAGUUAGCUACACUGGUGCAGAUUUAAAUUCUUUGUGUUCUGAAUCGGUACUACAAGCUUUAAAUCGUACAUAUCCACAGAUUUACAAAACAUCCAAACGUCUACUUCUAGACAAUACAAAAAUUCAAGUAACAAUUGAAGACUUUGAAAAAGCGUUAAGUAAAAUUGUACCAACUACUGAACGUAAUAUUGUACUUAAUCCUAAAAAGCUGCCAAGUAUAUAUCAUUCAUUGUAUCAGGAACCGCUUCAAGGCUUAGUUUCUUUCAUGAACCAAAUAUUUCCUGAAAUUACUUCACAUUCUAACCAAAGACUGAGAGUGUCAAAAGCUCCUCGCAUUCUUGUACAUAGCCUAUCAAACUCUAAAAAUGUUCUUGUCAUCCCAGCAGUAUUACAACAUUUUGAGAAUUGUUAUAGACAUACCUUAAGUUGUGUUACUUUGUACAGCAAUACGUCUAGUUCACCCGAAGAGGCUAUUGUACAGAUUUUCAAAGAACUUCCAAAACAUCUUCCAGCAAUUCUGUUCAUUCCGAAUAUUGGAGAAUUGUGGGAGAGUUUAAGUGAAUCUUUGCAAAAGUUAUUUUUCGAGUUAUUAGAUUCACUGGACAUAACUCUGCCUGUAUUAAUAUUUGCCACGUCGUUGUACACUUACAAAGACUUACCAAAAAUGAUAUUUGAUGUGUUUGUUGGUGAAAAACGAAAAUAUGUGAUUCCUAAUCCACCAAUCGAAUCUAUAAAUUCCUUGUACUCUGAACUGAUGGAUAAGGCUUUUAAACCACCUAAAACAGUUGAACCUGAAACUUUGGAAGACCUACCUUUAGCUCCUACACCUAGUCCACCUAAGUUAAGCGAAACCGAAUUGAAAGGUAUUAUAUGUCAAGAGGAAAAUACACUACGCGAACUUAGAAUAUUUUUACGUGAUAUUUGUGCAAAACUAGCUCGUAACAAACAGUUUUUUAUGUUUACAAAACCAGUCGAUAUCGAAGAAGUACCAGAUUAUUUAGAAAUUAUUAAAGAACCGAUGGACUUGGAAACUGUAAUGAGCAAAAUAGAUAAACAUUGCUACAUUUGUGCCAGAGAUUUUUUAGAUGAUAUUGAUCUAAUUGUUAGAAAUGCUUUGGAAUAUAAUCCGGAUAAAAGUGCUGAAGACAAGCACAUUAGGCAUAGAGCAUGCUCGUUACGGGACAAGGCAUAUGCGUUUAUAAAAGCUGAAAUGGAUUCCGAUUUUGAAGAAUCAUGUCGCGAUAUACGAGAACAGCGAAAAAAACGUAAUGCUACCGAAAUUGAACAAACGUGUGUUCCAGACUUUGUACAUACUGUUAAAAAAGAACCGACAUCCGAUAAAUAUAAUAAUCAAAUUCUAAAUGAAGAAAAUAACAGUAGAAAGAGAAAACGGCGCAACAAGUGGCAAAAUGGAUUAACUCCGAGAAAAAAAAGAAAUUCGAAAAGUUCUAAAGAUAAUGCUACGGCAAAUUCGAGUAAUCCAACAGUGAAUGGAUAUGAAUCUAAUGAAAGCAGUAAUGAGAGCAACCGUUCAAUGUUAUCGGAAGAAAGAUCUAACAGUAUUAGUCCUAUUCCAAAUGAAUUAAAUAAUAUAGAUUUGUCUCCAAAAAUUGUUCACCAAGAAUUCAAAAUUGACAAAACUGUAUACCAUAGUUUUGUUAACAAUAUAGUGACAUACUGGAACGGGAGAAAUUACUAUAAUGUAGAUGACGGUAUAAUUGAUUUGUAUUCAUUACUUGACAAUAAAAUUAUAAAGUACACGGAUAAAUGGGACCGAACUACAUUAAUUACAGAACUGAUAGUGGAGUUUGAUGAUUUUAAAAUUCGUUAUAUUAAAGAACUUCAAGAAGAAGAAAAAGAAUAAUUUUGUUUUACUAUGUAGAUUUUGUUAUAUUGUAUUGUAACUUUCCAUGUCUUAUAAUUAAUUAACUCAGUAUCACGUGGACAUAAUAGUGUGCGCAUUCAAAUAUUGUAAAAUAAUACAACUAUAAAAAAAUAUUUAGUUUUGUACUGCCAUUUUAUUUAAAAUAAAUAAUAACAUUUUAAUUUUA